UCAGGAACAAGGAAGUCCUCGCUGUUGUGGAGUAGCGCGUAUUUUUGAAGUUGUUGUUAACAAAACUAAACUAAACAAACAAAAUGGAAAUUUACUCAAAGUCCAAACUGAAACGGAAACGAACUUCAAUGUUCCACCCGGAAACAUGUUCCCGGGACACAAAGCCGGAACCGCCGCCGCCGCCGCCGCCGCUGCUGUUGCCCAGUGACGCCACAGAGGAGAGACACGGGUCAGCGUGGUGGAGCAGAGAGCAGCUUCCUGCUGCAGAGAGUCUGUGGGCGUCUGCUCUGCUGCACCUGGACCAGCAGCAGUGCUGGGACCAGGUUCCCGAUCUUCCACUUCCAUCUAAAGCGAGACCUGCAGCGUCACAGGUGGACCCUCAGUGGUGUGACUUCAGAGAAGAGGUUCCUCUGCUUCCUGAACCUGCUGCACCUUCUCUGGAGACUCCACCGAGUCCUGAUCCUCUCAGCGUCAGAUCUUCCCAGCAGGACGUCCCCCUUCAGACCAGACCUGCACCUCUGAUCGGCUCCUCUGACACGCAGCCGUCCUCUCAACACACAAAGGGUCAAGAUGGCAGCACGGCCGUCACCAGACCACAGCAGCCGUCCGUCCACAGCUGGGAGGAGGCGCCAUCAUCAUCAUCAUCAUCAGCAGCAGCAGCAGCAGCAGCAGCAGCAGCAGUAGCAGCAGCAGGACCUUCACGAGUUAGAGGAGGAGAGCGAAAUGACACUGAACCAAGAGUUAAAGGACAGCUUCUCACCAACCAGGUGAAAGAAAAGGAAAAUAAAGAGCAGGUGGUGAAGGAUGAAGAGGAUGAGGAGGAGCAGAGGACUGUGAGAGGAGAUGAUGGAGCAGCAGCAGCAGCAGCAGCAGGAGGAGGAGGAGGAGGAGGAGGAGAAAGGAUGCAGAGCUGCCCCAUGUGCCUGCUGGUGUUCCCUGUCGGGUUCACACAGAUGGACUGUGACGGCCACCUGGCCCAGUGUCUGUCCGAGAUGAACAUGGACAUGACCUGGUGAGACACAGGUGGACACGCUGGCCCACGUCCAGGAGCUGCCAGCGCCCCGAGAGCUGCUGUAUCAGACUGUGUGGAGGACACGUCGCACAUCACACCGGCUGAGACACAGACAGAGACACAGGGACACAGACAGAGACACUGACAGAGGGGAAACACAGCUACAUGCCCUGGUAAAGAGGAGGGGCAGUUUUUACCAAAUGUCAGCUUCUGCUCCUGAAACACUAGAUCCUAAAUUUAGCUUCACUUGAGUUUGUCUCGUGUGAGUCCAGCUGAAGUAGAGGAUCUCCAAACCGGAGCCUGGAUAACCGACCCGAGCCUGACCGGACCCGACAGGUCGGGUCUGCACAAGAAUCCAGGAAUGAUUGUGGGCUUCUGUCUUGUCAAUUUCACAUGUUCAAUUUUAAGUUCUUUUAGUGGAAUGUAGUGAAUUUAGAUGAUGAUCUAAGACCUCGUCCUGCUCAUCACAGGACGAGGUUGACACAAACAGAAUUCUACUGACUGAAGAAGAGAAACACGUUGGAUUCUUCAGUCAGACAAAUAUCGUGAUGUUUUGUACGCUGUCAUCGGACGUCUUUGAUGAUUUAUCGUCUCCACGUGUGUCCCCGUUCCCGUCGUAGGGACGAAACCCGGUUCUGUCCACAGUGAGACAACCGUGAAAACAUCAGAGGAGCUAAUGAACAUGUUGUGUGUUUGUUUUUGUCGUCACUUUCACGCUGCGCUGUGUGCACCGUCACUCUGCUGUGGCGUCACACUGAGCCGAGCAUCUGUUUGUGUGCAGAUCAUUUAUGUGUGUGUGUGUGUGUGUCCGUGACCUUUAACCAUUCACACACACACACACACACACACACUGUAGUGAACACGUCCUGACUGCAGAUGAACUGAUCGUCUACAGAUGACUGUGAUCGUCUACAGCCUGAAACUACACUCAAUGAACAUGUAAAGUAAUAAAGUAACGUACAGCAUGUUCAAGUUAAACUGCAGCUCAAGUGUAAACACGACACAAUCAGGAGUUUUGGUUUCAGACUUUGACGAGCGACAAAAGAACAGACACAUCAAAGGGAUUCUGCAGCCGUGUUAACAAAUCCCAACAGAACAAAGUCCGUCCCUCAUUUUCUCCAGAGCUUUGUAAAGAAGUCCCAAAGUGUAAAUGUACUAAAAAACGAUGUUUUUAACAAAUGUUUCUGCUUUGAUCUGCAAAGCAGAUUACCUACUGUUUCAUUCCUCGGUCUAUGCAGGACAAACGUGGAGUCCUAAUUACUGUCCACUGUCUCUCUCUCCGCCGUUGACUCUGUGCAGAACAAUGAUCGAGUAAAGUUAAGCAGAGAGAGAGAGAGAGAGCGUAAAAUGACGACGUGAUACGUGAAAAAGACCUGUCUCACCA
This is a messenger RNA of Solea solea (common sole), 2396 nucleotides long. RefSeq lists its product as uncharacterized. Lineage: Eukaryota; Metazoa; Chordata; Actinopteri; Pleuronectiformes; Soleidae. The transcript has 4 exons. The record is from RefSeq and is a predicted model, not a curated record. Bases 84 to 1016 code for a protein of 310 amino acids. Gene Ontology annotation, molecular function: ubiquitin binding.